Messenger RNA from Carya illinoinensis, 1555 nucleotides. RefSeq names its product alcohol dehydrogenase-like 7. Gene Ontology annotation, biological process: formaldehyde catabolic process. Bases 89 to 1237 code for a protein of 382 amino acids. Gene Ontology annotation, cellular component: cytosol. Gene Ontology annotation, molecular function: S-(hydroxymethyl)glutathione dehydrogenase [NAD(P)+] activity; zinc ion binding. The record is from RefSeq and is a predicted model, not a curated record. The transcript is spliced from 10 exons. Lineage: Eukaryota; Viridiplantae; Streptophyta; Magnoliopsida; Fagales; Juglandaceae.
CCCCCCUCCAACAACUACAUCUCACGACUCCCACAUUAAGCGAAGGAGGGAAAGAGGAGGGUGGUCUUGGCACUGCACGCUUGAGAAAAUGUCCACUGCAGGGAAGCCUAUUCGAUGCAGAGCUGCGGUUGGUCGGGCACCAGGGGAGCCUCUAGUGAUGGAGGAGAUUAUGGUGGCGCCGCCAAUGCCUCGGGAGGUUCGGAUUCGAAUCAUAUGCACCUCCCUAUGUCAUACUGAUGUCUCUAUCUGGAAACUAAAGGAUCCUCCUGGAAUGUUUCCAAGAAUUUUUGGUCACGAAGCUAUCGGGGUGGUGGAAAGUGUGGGGGAGGAUGUAGAUGAAGUAACUGAAGGAGACACUGUCAUCCCCAUAUUUGUCUCACAAUGUGGAGAAUGUGAAGAUUGUAGAUCAAAGAAGAGCAACCUGUGUUCAAAACUCCCUUUCAGAGUAUCUCCUUGGAUGCCAAGAUAUGACAGCAGCAGAUUCACUGACCUUAAAGGAGAAGUUAUAUACCACUUCAUGAACGUGUCGAGUUUUAGCGAGUACACAGUGGUGGAUGUUGCCAAUCUAGCAAAAAUCGAUCCCUCGGUCCCCCCAAACAAGGCGUGCCUUCUCAGCUGUGCAGUUGGAACAGGGGUUGGCGCUGCUUGGAAAACAGCAAAUGUGAAGGAAGGAUCAACUGUUGCUAUAUUUGGGCUUGGCUCUGUUGGAUUAGCUGUUGCAGAGGGAGCUAGACUAUGCGGAGCUACUAGAAUUAUUGGUGUAGAUGUUAAUCCAGACAAAAAAGAAAUUGGAAAGAAGUUUGGAGUCACAGACUUUGUCAACCCUGGAAAUUGUGGAGAUAAAUCUGCGAGCCAGCUGAUCAAUGAGAUGACUGGUGGGGGAGCAGACUAUUGUUUUGAAUGCAUAGGAGUAGCAGCCUUGGUGAAAGAAGCAUAUGCUUGCUGCCGAAAUGGUUGGGGGAAAACUGUUGUGAUAGGAGUGGCUAGGCCGGGGUCAGAAUUGGGAGUUAACUUUCAAGAUGUCCUUGAUGGAGGGGGGAAGAGCGUCAUGGGAUCCGUAUAUGGAGGAAUCAAAGCUAAGUUUGAUAUUCCCAUCCUCCUCAAGCGUUACUUGGACAAGGAACUGCAAUUGGAUGAGUUCGUCACGCACGAGAUACAGUUCGAUGAAAUCAACAAAGCUUUUGAUUUACUUAUUGAAGGACAGUGUCUGCGAUGUGUGAUUUGGAUGAACAAUUGAGAGACCUCCAACUAUAUAUAUAUAUAUAUAUAUUGAGAGAGAGAGAGAGAGAGAGAGAGAGAGAGAGAGAGAGAGAGAGAGAGAGAGAGAGAGAGAGAGAGAGAGAGAGAGAGAGAGAGAGAGAGAGAGAGAGAAAUUCUUAGUGUGCCCAAACCAAGUUUUGGUGCACCUUAUGUAAAUGGUCUGUCCCCUAAGUAAUCUUAAGCAAAUAAUGGACAGCUCUUAUUGUUUUCUGUAAAUUGCAAAAUUACAUAUGGAAUGUAAUCUCUAUGAUACUGUAAAUGCAGUAGAUGCCCCAGUGAAGUAUGUGUUGGGAGA